Messenger RNA from Clunio marinus, 396 nucleotides. NCBI's taxonomy places the organism in Eukaryota, Metazoa, Arthropoda, Insecta, Diptera, Chironomidae. The record is from the annotation of a GenBank genome assembly.
AUGAAACUUUUUUUUGAACUCAAGUCUUAUGAAAAUAUUUUCCGUCGCCAAAAUCACUUCCGACUUCCAUUUAAUAGAAGAAUUUUAAAAUGUUUACUUUUAACUAGUCACUUGAGGUUUCGCAUUAAUGUUAAACUACCUCUUAAAGUAACACAACACAAUAAUGUAAAUUCUCGAAGGGAAGAAUCAGCUCUUGAAGAAUAUUUUUGUUUUAUAAAAAAGGAACAUCAAACGGACAAGCUCUUCCUUAAGACAGUGAGUGAAAAGCAAAAUUUCUGGUGCGUAACGAUGCAGGAUGGAAAGGCAGAAAGAAAAGUUGAAAGACAAAAAGUAACAUCGAGUCUCGCUUUCGCUGUUGAUAAUUUCAUUUGGAAGGUUCAGUACUUUAAAAUGUAA